CAAGCAAGAGAAGUUGGGUCAUGUGACGUGGGGUCAAGUGUGCUCCACCUCAGAAGUGAAUCUGAUUCAGAAAGAGAAGUCGAGUGGACUUAGUCGUCCAAAGGCCCUAAGUAAGCAAGGUGACAUACGAGAGGGAACUUCUAGAAAUGAAAUUCUUCCCCGAAAAGAG
Ilex paraguariensis (yerba mate) is the source of this 169-nucleotide messenger RNA. NCBI's taxonomy places the organism in Eukaryota, Viridiplantae, Streptophyta, Magnoliopsida, Aquifoliales, Aquifoliaceae. The record is from the annotation of a GenBank genome assembly.